AUGGCGCAUCAUCGAAAGGGCUCAAGUGCAUCUGAUCGCAAAGAUGACAGCACACACCUCGUCGUAGAAAUGCAAGCCCAGCCAAACAAUGGUCACGAGGGCCGUCAUUUCCAUGGCACAGCUACCGGCGCCGGCAGCGUCGUGAGCCGUUCUCACCCCGCUGGCUCACAGUCCCUCCAGCCAAUCAAUCUGACUCUGAACAUGGUAUCCCCUCCCCCUGCCACCAACACUGAGAAUCCGAAUCAGGACAAGAAGAUGAGUCUUCCAGAGGGACAUCGAAGUCACGCACGCGCCGAAUUAGACGUCAUCGCAGACGAGGGUAAGAAGGUAGAACCGUCUAAUAAGCCUAUUAAGGACCGCCUAUUCCAGCUUACCAGUGACGAACUCUGUGAGAUAGUUCUAUCCCUGUGCAUGGAGUCUGAUGACGUGAAUCGUCGGGUCAUCGGAGCGGUCGAUAGCUACGAAACCAAGGAGACUAGCACCGCGGACGAGUUCUUAGUUAUCCGCUUGCUGAUGCUCGAUCAAGUGAGCUUGGUGGCCAUAAUCCUCGGUAUUUGUAUGGCGGAUCCGACGGGUUCGGUAGAGAAGUUCAUCCGACGGCUUCUCGACGGCUUCGAGGCCCACAAGAAGCUUACUAGUCACCCGUCUUAA
Annulohypoxylon maeteangense is the source of this 651-nucleotide messenger RNA. RefSeq lists its product as uncharacterized. The record is from RefSeq and is a predicted model, not a curated record. NCBI's taxonomy places the organism in Eukaryota, Fungi, Ascomycota, Sordariomycetes, Xylariales, Hypoxylaceae. Bases 1 to 651 code for a protein of 216 amino acids. The transcript has 2 exons.